AAGGAGAGAAGACACCCAGAUAGUUCACUCCUAGUAGGCCUGUAACAAGGAGGUAGAAGAAUGUCUUCUCACCAUUUUCAACACUUAGCACUUCUCCUUUGUAUUCUAUCUCUGACAGUGAUAGUCUUUCUGUCUGCCCCUCUUCAAGCUGCUGCCCAGAUCAGGCUGGUUGGUGGGAGCACAACGUGCUCAGGUAGAGUAGAGUUAAACUACAACAGCCAGUGGGGCACUGUGUGUGAUGAUAGCUGGGACAUGAGAGAUGCACAGGUGGUGUGUAGACAGCUGGGAUGUGGAGGUGCUGUGUCUGCCCCCAAUGAAGCCCACUUUGGCAUGGGGAGUGGGGACAUCUGGAUGGAUGAUGUCAACUGUACUGGUGCUGAAGAAUCCCUUACAGAGUGCUCCCAUAGUGGAUUAGGAACACACAACUGUGACCAUGGUGAAGAUGCUGGUGUGGUGUGCUCAGGUAGCACAAUAUCUGGUCCAGAGAUGGCCGCCAUGAUGAAGAUCGGCACCAGGGUCAUGAGGGGUCAGGACUGGAAGUGGGACAACCAGGACGGCACCCCUCCUGGUGCGGGCCGCGUGAUUGGUCAGCUGAGUGAGAGUGGGUGGAUCCGGGUGAGGUGGGAUGCUGGUGAUGAAAAUGUCUACCGUAUGGGCAGUAAUGGCAAAUAUGACCUCAAGAUAGUGGAGUUACUGCCCUCCACACAGCCACCUACACAGGCAGGCCACAAAGCCUUGUCUGGCCCAGAGAUGGCCGCCAUGAUGAAGCUCGGCACCAGGAUCAUGAGGGGUCAGGACUGGAAGUGGGAAAACCAGGAUGGAAUCCCUCCUGGUAUUGGCCGUGUGAUUGGUCAACUGAGUGAGAGCGGGUGGAUUCGUGUGAGCUGGGACAACGGCCAUAUAAACGGGUACCGCAUGGGCCACGAGGGAAAAUACGACCUCAAGCUGGCCGAGCCACUGCCCUCUGCACUGCCUUCUACAGAGUCCCCUAUACAGCCAACUGCACUGCCCUCUACACAGCCAGCCACCGGAGAUGCUGUUAGGCUGGUUGGUGGGAAGACUAAUUGUUCAGGAAGAGUGGAGGUCUACUACAACAGCCAGUGGGGAACUGUGUGUGAUGAUAGCUGGGACAUGAGAGAUGCACAGGUGGUGUGUAAACAGCUGGGAUGUGGAAAUGCUGCCUCUGCUCCCAAUUUAGCCCAUUUUGGCAGAGGCAGUGGGAACAUCUGGAUGGAUGAGGUCAGCUGCUCCGGUUCUGAAGGAUCACUUACAGAGUGUUCCCAUAGUGGAUUUGGAACACAUGACUGUAACCAUGGUGAAGAUGCUGGUGUGGUGUGCUCAGGAAAUUCUACUGUUAGGCUGGUUGGUGGGAACACAACGUGCUCAGGUAGAGUGGAGGUCUACUACAACAGCCAGUGGGGCACUGUGUGUGAUGAUAGCUGGGGCUUGAGAGCUGCACAGGUGGUGUGUAGACAGCUAGGAUGUGGAGGUGCUGUCUCUGCCCCCUCAAAAGCACACUUUGGCACUGGCAGUGGGAACAUCUGGAUGGAUGAGGUCCGCUGCUCUGGUUCUGAAGGAUCCCUUAUAGAGUGCUCCCAUAAUGGCUUUGGAACACAUGACUGUAACCAUGGUGAAGAUGCUGGUGUGGUGUGCUCAGAUAUACUGCCAAAACCACUUCUCAUCCUUCAAACGGAAAGAAAUUCAUCUUGGGGUCAGCAAGUCCAGAUGAGCUGCUCCAUCUCCACUCAGUACCUGGGUGGGACAUUCACCCUACAGCAGCUCUCUGGGUCCUAUAGAGAGACAAAGGCAGCCUCAGGAACCUCUGCAGUUUUCACCAUCCGUCAGGUGGACUUUGCCCAUGGAGGAUCCUACUACUGCCAGUAUCAAACACAAGUGUCUGGUCACAAUAGCACAUCCUCUGGCAGUGAUCCUGUCAGCUUCUCUGUCCUUGUGUCCGUGUCACAGCCCAUCAUCUCUGUGAGUGCCCCAAAGGGAGAGCUGGUCUUGGGGCCCAACGGCCCAGAGGUCCCCUGGGGCAAAAGCUUCUCCAUCGUCUGCUCCACCAAGCCACAGUACCAAGGAGGCUCUUUCCACCUCACCUCUGAUGGGUCAGCGGAGAUCUGGACUGAGCAGGCGGUCAAUCACUCUGCCUCUUUCGACUUUCCUGAAGCAGACUUUGUCCAUGCAGGAAACUACAGCUGCUUCUAUGAGGUCACUCUGUCUGCACGUGUGUUCACCUCGGGAAGAACAGAUGUGCUUCAUGUGAACAUAAGAGCAUUAUUCCAUCAUGUGCAUCCUUCUGUGUUCUAUGGGCCAACACUUGGGCUGUUGCUCCUUGCGAUAGUCCUGUGCUCAGUGUUGCUGUGGAAGAAAAAGAGACAGCAUAUAUACGCGAUCAAUGACGAGUACUGGCCUAUGACUUCAUUUGAAGAAGCAAAAUUAGCAGAUCCAGUGAAGACAGAGCGGGGACCAUCUCAGCUGGAAGAAGUUCAAUUUGCAUCGUAACACAGUAUACAUGUGUGGAUGAAGAUCUGUGAUUUUGCUUCACUGAUUUGUCAUGAUUGUGCCCCAUCUGUCUGAUGCUGUUUGUUUCUUUUUUGUUUUUCAAAAAUAAUGUCAGAAAUGAUCCUCAUUUUAUAAAUAAAAAGCAUAUCCUCAUCUUUAAUUAGUGUGUGACAGCAAAGGUGAGAUCUAUAUGUACCUUACACAGCUGCUUAUGAUCAUUACAGUAGCCUACUGUACUGUUAUCACUGGACUUUUUAUUAAAUAUUCUUCAGACCA
Sardina pilchardus (European sardine) is the source of this 2781-nucleotide messenger RNA. Its product is annotated as deleted in malignant brain tumors 1 protein-like. Gene Ontology annotation, cellular component: plasma membrane. Gene Ontology annotation, molecular function: metal ion binding; serine-type endopeptidase activity; ubiquitin-protein transferase activity. The transcript has 13 exons. Bases 61 to 2505 code for a protein of 814 amino acids. The record is from RefSeq and is a predicted model, not a curated record. Gene Ontology annotation, biological process: zymogen activation; protein ubiquitination. Lineage: Eukaryota; Metazoa; Chordata; Actinopteri; Clupeiformes; Clupeidae.